AUGCAGGAGGGCAAGACGGAAGAUGCCCAGGGUAUUCUACGACUUAAUGUGCGAGGAUAUUUAUACACAGCCAGGCGCGAGUCUUUCUGCCACUUUAAGAAUUCAGUGCUGGCUUCUAUCUUUAGUGGACGCUUCCCUCUAAAAAUGGAUGAAUCAGGAGGGUGCCUCAUUGAUCGAGAUGGAAGCCUCUUCAGAUAUAUUUUGGAUUAUCUUCAUGGCGAAGUUUGGAUUCCUGAAGGUGAACAAAUCCGAGCUGCCCUGCAGGAAGAAGCAGAUCAUUUUGGCAUCCCUUACCCAUACAGCCUGCCUGACCCUUUGGCUAAUGAAACGGAGACAAACUCUCUAAGGGCAGAUACAGAACUUAAAAAGGCUUUGUUAGAUUUCUGCAAUUCUUAUGAUUUUGUUAUUACCAAGCCUAUGGUUUGGGUCCUGCACUAUCUCGGCACUUCUGGAGCAAGCUGUGAAAGUAAAAUUAUUGGUGUGUAGGCCACCAGAGCUGAUGGGACCGAUGCAAUUAAUCAGGAGCUCGGAACGGAAAUUCAUAGAAAAAGUGUUUACAAAAGAGAAGCUGGAAAUAACGUCCAAUACAUCUGGAGCUAUUACUCAGCAGCUGAGCUGAAAAAUAUGAUGGACGUUUUCGAUGCCUGGGAGGGGAGAGGUGUCAGCUGCUGGAGAGUGCCUCAGGAGCUCACUGAAUGUUGGCCUCUGGAAGAACGUCCUUUGAAAGGCAGUUUGCAUCAUGCUCCUCCAGUUCAUAAGAGGUGGGUAACUGGCAGUGCCACAGGAACUUGGACCCCUGCAUCUUGUGGUGGCCACAACUACAUGAACAGGGAAGAUGUAGCUGCUUUGUAA
Molecule: messenger RNA, 852 nt
Organism: Apaloderma vittatum (bar-tailed trogon)
Lineage: Eukaryota; Metazoa; Chordata; Aves; Trogoniformes; Trogonidae
Gene: KCTD18
Product: potassium channel tetramerization domain containing 18
Exons: 6
Biological process (GO): protein homooligomerization
Source: RefSeq, a predicted model, not a curated record